This is a messenger RNA of Megalops cyprinoides (Indo-Pacific tarpon), 1483 nucleotides long. RefSeq names its product ubiquitin carboxyl-terminal hydrolase L5 (gene uchl5). Gene Ontology annotation, cellular component: cytoplasm; Ino80 complex. The transcript is spliced from 11 exons. The coding region runs from base 176 to 1165 and encodes 329 amino acids. Gene Ontology annotation, molecular function: proteasome binding; cysteine-type deubiquitinase activity. Lineage: Eukaryota; Metazoa; Chordata; Actinopteri; Elopiformes; Megalopidae. Gene Ontology annotation, biological process: ubiquitin-dependent protein catabolic process; protein deubiquitination. The record is from RefSeq and is a predicted model, not a curated record.
ACUACUGAUUUUUGCUCGACGCUGUUGAAAAGGACGCCGGGAAAUAGGGAGUACCGCUGUUUGCAGCAGAGAACUCGUGUGACGAAUAACAGGACAGGCUAGUUGGUUAGCUAACUAGCAGCAGAGAUUGUUCCUGUUUUUAUAGUGCAGAUAUUCAACGAAAUAAAACACAAAAAUGGCAGGAAGCGCAGGAGAGUGGUGCCUCAUGGAAAGCGAUCCGGGGGUUUUCACAGAACUGAUAAAAGGCUUUGGUUGCAAAGGAGCACAGGUUGAAGAGAUAUGGAGCCUGGAACCAGAAAACUUUGACAAGCUUAAACCGGUUCAUGGAUUGAUUUUCCUUUUCAAGUGGCAGCCAGGAGAAGAGCCUGCCGGUUCGAUUGUUCAAGAUUCAAGGCUUGACCACAUCUUCUUUGCCAAGCAGGUCAUUAACAAUGCAUGUGCUACUCAAGCCAUCGUCAGCGUGUUGUUGAACUGCUCACAUCCUGACAUGCAUCUAGGAGAGACAUUGACAGAGUUCAGAGAAUUCUCACAAAGUUUUGAUGCUGCUAUGAAAGGUCUUGCCUUGAGCAACUCUGAAGUGAUUCGACAGGUUCAUAACGGCUUUGCCAGGCAGCAGAUGUUUGAAUUUGAUGCAAAGUCAUCGGCAAAGGAUGAAGAUGCAUUUCACUUUGUGAGCUAUGUUCCGGUUCAUGGAAGGCUCUAUGAGCUUGAUGGACUUCGUGAAGGACCAAUUGACCUUGGUGCCUGCAACCAAGAUGACUGGAUAAGUGCAGUCCGGCCUGUUAUCGAGAAAAGGAUACAGAAGUACAGCGAAGGAGAGAUCCGCUUCAAUCUAAUGGCAAUAGUCUCUGACAGAAAGAUGAUUUAUGAGCGCAAGAUUGCUGAGCUACAGGCUCAGCUCACAGAAGAGGAGCCAAUGGACACAGACCAGAGCAGCAACCUGCUCAGCUCAAUUCAGUCUGAAAUAGCAAAAUACCAACUCCUAAUAGAUGAAGAGAAUCAGAAACUGAAGCGAUAUAAAAUUGAAAACAUCAGAAGAAAGCACAAUUACCUGCCCUUCAUCAUGGAACUGUUAAAGACACUGGCUGAGUAUCAACAGUUGAUACCGUUAGUGGAAAAGGCAAAAGAAAAGCAAGGUGCCAAAAAAGUCCAAGAAGCCAAGUAACUUCAUACUGUUCUGUUUUCAUGUGAAUGGCCACGGAUACACCUCACUAGUCUUCUGUAAACCUUGCGAUAAAUGCAUUAAGUUAAACUGAGGACUUCCCCACAUUUGUUAAGAAAUUGGAACACAUGCAUGCAAGGAGAUGUUUAAAUAAACAUUUGUCUAUUAUUUUCAUAUAUAAAAUCUUAAGAUGUUCAUAUUUGCAAUGAGUUAUUUUGAAGGUGAACAAAAGAAAUAUCUUGUGUUUCUUGUACAUUUUCUUGUGGUUUGUUGUGAAUAAUUUGUUAGUUAACGCUCUUAAGUCUCCUAAGAAGUGUAUCA